This is a messenger RNA of Solenopsis invicta (red fire ant), 1651 nucleotides long. RefSeq names its product D-aspartate oxidase (gene Daao2). Gene Ontology annotation, molecular function: D-amino-acid oxidase activity; FAD binding. The coding region runs from base 614 to 1651 and encodes 345 amino acids. Lineage: Eukaryota; Metazoa; Arthropoda; Insecta; Hymenoptera; Formicidae. The record is from RefSeq and is a predicted model, not a curated record. The transcript has 9 exons.
AGCGUUUUGUUGAUUGUUGGAAUCUUUAUACGAAAUAUUUAAAUAUUUGUACAGUUAGAAAUGUGUUCGAACUAAAAUGUUACAAGCACAUUGACGUUUUUAUUAUUUGCGAAGCCAGAGGAACAAUACUUGGGAUUGCGUUCUAUAUGCAAAUUUUUUACGAACAAAUAGUGUGGCGACCUAUAAUCGCCGUGAUUACGAAAAGCAUCUCGGAGAUGCGUCCGCAUGCACCGAAGAAUGAUUGUUAAUGACGCAUUCGUAAUGUCAAAAUAAACUUUACCCGAGGUUAUCCAUUUCCGCGACCUCAUUGUGGAAUUAUUUCUACGCGCUGGCAGUAUGUAUCGAUAGCGACGCGACGGCAAUUUGCGCGAGGAAUUCGCCGAGAGCGAAUCCACAAUUAAUUUCGCUUUCGCGAUGACGUUUUCCUUCAUGUCACGAACGAGUCACGUUUCUCGUGUGAUCACGCGAUAGAAAAGCAAGAGUUGAAAGUUGAAAUCACUUUUUGAAAUCCUUGAAUUUAUGAAGCUUAAGCUAAUUUAUAAAUAAGCUGUAUCAACACUAAAUACGUUCUUGACUUACGUAAGCAGUGGAACAACAAUAUCCGUUGAAAUCGAUGAUGAAAAUGCGCGUGGCCGUCGUGGGCGCUGGUAUAAUAGGAGUGACGAGCGCAUAUGCGGUGAAAAGCGCUUUUCCAACUUAUGACGUGAAGAUCUUCGCCGACGCAUUCUCGCCUGACACCACUGGCGAUGGAAGUGCCGGUCUAUGGGGUCCUUUUCUCCUCAGUGACACACCUGUCGAGGACAUAACUCGAUGGGCUGGUAGGACACAUCAAUGGUUCGAACAAUUGUGGAAAGCCGGAUUAUCGUCGGAAACGGGUGUUUGCUUGAUACCUGUAACUCGUGUUACUAGCGAAUACAAGGACGACGUAGAGCCAGAAUGGAAAAAACUCGUCUACGGCUUCCAAAAAAUAAGUAACGAAAGAUUACAACGCUUGAAUGAAGAACACAAGUCUAAUUACAAACAAGGUUGGCAUUUCAUAACUUACACCGCCGAACCGGUCCUGCUGCUGCCAUGGCUCAUGAAAAAGUUUGCUGCUUUGGGCGGAAAAGUGGAAAGAAGAAACAUCAAAACGUUGCACCAAUUAGCCGAAGAAGGAUAUGAUUUAAUAAUAAACUGCAGCGGUCUUGGUGCACGAGAACUCGUCGCGGAUAAAACGAUGAUGCCUAUCAGAGGUCAGGUGUACAGGGUGAAAGCAUCUUGGGCAAUGCACUGUUUUUUGGUGGACGAUGACGCCUGCAAUUACAUCAUCCCUAAUGUCCACAGCGUUGUAAUAGGCGGCACUCAUCAGGAAGGUGACUUCGAUUGUUCCGUACGAGAGGAGGACUCGAAACACAUUUACGAUGGAUGCUGCCGCGUAAUGCCGUCUCUAAAGGCGGGUGAAAUAAUACGCGGGUGGGUGGGCCUUCGACCAGGACGACCGCGAGUUCGUCUGGAGUGCGAGUGCCUCAGCUCGCCCAUGGCAAAAGAGAUCAAGGUGAUACACAAUUACGGCCACGGCGGAAGUGGCGUGACGCUGAGCUGGGGGUGCGCCAUGGACGUCGUGGAAAUGAUAAGGAACUUGAAAGUGCCCGAAUUAAACUCGAAACUGUAA